Molecule: messenger RNA, 2192 nt
Organism: Sebastes umbrosus (honeycomb rockfish)
Lineage: Eukaryota; Metazoa; Chordata; Actinopteri; Perciformes; Sebastidae
Gene: smyd3
Product: SET and MYND domain containing 3
Exons: 12
Coding region: 96-1412 (438 amino acids)
Cellular component (GO): nucleus
Molecular function (GO): protein binding
Source: RefSeq, a predicted model, not a curated record
CUGUGACGCCAUGACGCACGGCGUGCGUCUAUUACGUUACGGAUGUAAACACUGCUCCUGCUCAAUUCACGUGGAGGGAAAAACUAACCGACUAUAUGGCUCCGAAGCUGGAGCGGUUCAUCAGCCCGGGGAAAGGUAACGGUCUGCGGGCCACAGCCGGGAUCCGGAGAGGAGAGCUGGUCUACUCCACCGAGCCGCUGGAGAGCUGCGUGUCCAACAAACUGUCCAGAGAGGUCUGCCACCACUGCUUCUCACGACGCGAGACCUUGUUGCGAUGUUCCCAGUGCAAGAUGGCUCGCUACUGCAAUAGCACUUGCCAGAAACGAGCAUGGUCUGGCCAUAAGAGAGAGUGUAAAUGUCUGCAAAGCCUCCUACCCAGAAUUCCCACUGACUCAGUCCGUCUGGCUGCGAGACUCAUCUUCGCCUUGAUAAGUCCAUCUAAGAGCAGCAGUGAGGAGCUCUACACUUUGGAGGAGCAUGAAUCACACCUGAGUUCCAUGUCUGAGCACAAGAAACAAGGUCUGUCUCAGCUGGCUUCCAUGUUAGAGCUGUACCUACAACAGGAAGUACCUGACCUGGCACAGGAAGUGACAUCAGCGCUGCCGCCUUCCUGCCGAGAACCCCUCAGCCUUAUUGCGAAGGUGACGUGUAAUUGUUUCACCAUCAGUGACGGAGAGCUGCGAGAGAUUGGAGUCGGGCUGUAUCCUAGUUUAUCUCUGCUAAACCAUGACUGUAGGCCAAACUGUGUGAUGGUGUUUGUGGGAACAAAACUGCAGCUCAGAGCUGUUCGGGAUAUCAACCCUGAAGAGGAGCUGACUAUAAGUUACAUUGAGACGUUGUCAUUGACUGAAGAUCGACAGAGACAGCUGGAGGACCAAUACCAUUUUACAUGCCGCUGCCAGCAUUGUGACUCUCAAGACAAAGACGGACUCAUGCUGUCCGGGAAAGAAUCAACAUGGCGCCUGCUGAAGGAGGCUCUACCCAGACUGGAAGGACUGAAAACAGAGUCGAAUUGGCAAGCACUACUAGAGGGCUGUAGUCGUCUGUUAUCGACUGUUGGUGGUGACGUGCCCGAUGAAAAUCUGUAUAAACUCAGAAUGACAGACAUGGCUGUAGAUGCUUCCAUUCACCUGGGACACUGGGAGGAGGCUGUGGGAUAUGGGGAGAGAACACUUCCAGUAUACAGCCAAUACUACCCUGAUCCUCAUCCGGUCCACGGAGUCCAGCUGAUGAGAGUUGGAAAGCUGCAGCAUUACCUGGAACAUAUCGACGACGCUUUGGACACAUUCAAACAGGCCUAUCAGAUCAUAAAGCUCACCCACGGUGACGAUCACCCCAUGACCACCGAUCUGUUGAUGAAGAUGGAGGAAUGCCGCACUGAGAUGGCUCAACAAUCAUCCAUCAGUCAGUGAGGCACAGACACAACAAAGGAAACAAAGAAAAAAACUGCGACUGGACAUUUAAUUACAUGGACUAAUUUCCCAAUCCCAAACAUCAGAUUUACGAGAUGAACAGAAAGUAGAGGAAUAUACAUUUUGCCUUCUGUAAAUUAUAUCUGAUGAAUGUCAUACAUUGAAACGAGUAUGUUCACCGUCUGAAUUUUUUAUUCUUUUACACAGUUUAUCAGAAAUUCUCUCGAUAAAAUUGCUUUGUCCUUAAUUUCUCAUUUUGUACUGAAUGAAAUUAAUAAAGAUUUGUUACACCCAGAUUAACAAGACAAACGUCUACAGUACUUAGGCACAGCGUUGCUUUGAACUAUGGAUAUACAUGUAUAUAGAUAUAGGCUAGUUUAGCAUGCUAAUAUUUGGUGAUUAGCACUAAACACAAAGUAAAGCUGAGGCUGAUGGGAAUGUAUUUAGUUUUGCAGGUAUUUGGUCAUAAUUUAAAUUUAAAUGAUUGAUUUCUUAAGUAAGUAGCCAUGUAAUUAACAGGAUCAUGUACAGCUAACAGGUCAUUGUUGUGAAAUAAACCCCUGAUGCGGCUCCCUGACGCAAAGCGGAGUUUGUUUGUUACACAAUGACCAGCUUGCCGUACAUUAUCCAUUACUUAGCAUGUAGUAAAGACUGGAAGUUGGGGGAAACCGCUAAUCUGGCUCUGUCCGAAGUAGAAAUAUGCCUACCACUCACUGAUCAAUUAAUCUGCACCUAAAAAUACAUAAAAAAUAUUCCUAUUGUGCUCAGUUCAAGUUUAUU